Pseudocercospora fijiensis CIRAD86 is the source of this 4305-nucleotide messenger RNA. RefSeq lists its product as uncharacterized. The transcript has 2 exons. Lineage: Eukaryota; Fungi; Ascomycota; Dothideomycetes; Mycosphaerellales; Mycosphaerellaceae. Gene Ontology annotation, cellular component: plasma membrane; cytoplasm. Bases 33 to 4232 code for a protein of 1399 amino acids. Gene Ontology annotation, biological process: endocytosis; endosomal transport. The record is from RefSeq and is a predicted model, not a curated record. Gene Ontology annotation, molecular function: actin binding; calcium ion binding.
AUUAUCAUCUCGCAUAGCCCGGCGUCGCGGCAAUGUUUUCUGGCUCUUCUUCCUACCUCGGCGGCGCCAACAGCGCCCGCCAACAACCUCAGUAUGGCGCGCAGCAGGGUUUCCAGCAGCAACCGCAGUAUGGCGCGCAGCAGCCGGCAUUCGGCCAAGCGCCAUUGCAGCAGCAGUAUACUGGAUAUCCUGCUGGAGGAUUGCAACCGCAAGCGACGGGCUUUCCGGGCCAGCAACAGCCUCAGCAGCAGUAUGGACAGCAGCAACAGCAAUACCCGGCUUUCCAACAGCCCCAGCUCACUGGCUUCCAGCAACCUCAGCAGCAGCAGCAGCAGGCACCACAACUCAAUGUUCAGCAGCCUCAGCCGACGGGGUUCCAGCAACCACAGCAGACGGCAUUCCAACAGCCAAUGCAGGCGCAACCGACCGGCAUGAACAGCAGUGAUAUGGCUAACUCCUUCCGCUCGCCAGCUCCACAGCCCGCGCCGUCAACACCCGCCAAGUCUGGAGGCAGCAAGAUCCCUAAUAUUCGCUUAAGCUUCAUCACGGCAGCAGACCAGGCAAAGUUUGAGCAGCUGUUCAAGAGCGCGACUAGCGGUGAGCAGGCGCUGAGCGGAGAGAAGGCAAAGGACUUGCUGUUGAGAAGUAAGCUGGAUGGGAACAGCUUGGCGCAGGUAUGGACACUGUCGGAUACCACAAAAUCAGGGCAGCUACUCUUCCCAGAGUUCGCACUGGCAAUGUACCUCUGCAACCUGAAGUUGACUGGGAAAGCUUUGCCACCGUCUCUGCCUGAGAAAGUGCGCAAUGAGGUGUCGAGCAUGGUAGACAUCAUCUCAUUUGCAGUUGAAGACAGCUCGUCCGCAUCAGCGCCAUCGUCCAAUGCGCCCAACUUCAACGAGCCUCCCAAGAUCCAGCAACCUCAAGCACAGAACCCGAGCAAUACUCAGCUCUUGAGCACUCUCACCGCGCAGCCUACUGGAGCCUUUCAAGGACUCCUGCCUCAACCGACUGGCUUCCAGCAGCCACAGCAGACCUUCCAACAGCCAAUGCAGACUGGGCUUCAGACUCAAGCCACCGGAUUUCAACAAGCCCAAGGAUAUACUGGGCCUCGCCCACCGAUGCCACCGAUGCCUGCAGGAUUUGGACCGAGCUCAGGACUGUCGCCGCAGCAGACCGGCUACCCGAUGGCCGCCCCUCUUAAUGCUCAGCCCACCGGUCGACCUGGUCAGUGGGGUCUGGUCAACGCGCCAGCUUCUGGGCUUCCAAAUCUUCAAGCUAUGCAGCAGCAGAUGAUGCCUCAACCUGGCAGAGAAUCUGGCUUCACCACGCAAGGUCUUCGCGGUAACGCGACCGUGCCGUGGGCUGUCACCAAGGACGAAAAGAAGAUCUACGACGAGAUGUUCAAGGCCUGGGAUGGUUUCGGUAAAGGCUACAUCACAGGCAAUCAGGCUAUUGAGAUCUUUGGUCAAUCGGGUCUGGAGAAGCCUGACUUAGAACGCAUCUGGACACUUUCCGAUCCUCACAAUAAGGGCCGCCUGAACCUGGACGAAUUCGCUGUCGCGAUGCACUUGAUCUAUCGAAAGCUGAAUGGCUAUCCGAUCCCGAACCAGCUCCCACCUGAGCUCAUCCCACCUUCAACGCGCAAUAUCAACAACAGCAUAGAUGCUAUGAAAGGACUUCUGAGAGGCGAGGCCGAUGAGCGCAAGUCGUCCGGUGCUUUCUUGCAGCCUCAGAGGACCGGCGUGAGCUACUUGAAGGGUCACUCGUUCAAGGCGAACGGUGCACCGGGCUCGCGAAAAGAUGCGACAGUCUUCAAGAACAACGAUGAUGAUGUCGGAUACCGCUCCUCUGCCAGGCGUAGAGUUGGUGAUCAUGCUAGGUCUGGUUCGCCAGCACUCAGUGACACGAGCAGCGUUAAUACCGCCGAUGAGAUGAGCAUCGACCAGCUGAAGAAGACUAUUCGCGAGAAGCAAGUGUUACUAGACGCUAUGGAUUUCGAGGAUGAGGGUAAAGCAGACGAGGAGGAUGCCUUGGAUCGCAAGGACAGGAAAGAGGCAGAAGAGCUCUUCAGGCGGAUCAGGCGGAUACAAGAGGACAUCGAUGGUCAUCCGAAUAGUGCGUUCAAGACUGGUGACUCCGACGCCGAGAGGCGAGCGUUGCAAAGACAGCUGCGGACCAUGCAAGAUCGCCUACCCGAGCUGGCCAGCCACGUCAGACGCUGCGAGCGUGCGAUCGCAGACGCUCAGCUGGAACUUUUCAGGCUGAAAGAUGCCAAGGCCAACCCGUCAUCUGCGCAAGCAAUUGUUGGUACUGGUCCAGGAGGCGCCGUCACCGAAAGUGAUCGUCUCAAGGCAAGAGCUAAGGCGAUGAUGCAGCAGCGAUCUGCAGCUCUUACCGGCAGGAAGAUAGACGUUGGCGAUGAUGGUACUGCUGCAGCUCAGCGCCUUGAGGAGGAAAGCAAACGCGUCACACGCGAGCGCGAGGACAAUGAGAAGAUGGUCCGGGACGUGGAAGAGAGUGUGACAGAAUACAGCAAGGGUUUGGAAUCAAGUCUCAAGGAAGGAGCUGAAAGUGCCUCUGAUGAGCACGAAAGACGAAGAUGGGAAGAUGGGCUUGGUGUGGAGGAUGAGGUCAAGGACUUCAUCUUUGAUCUACAGCGCAGCUCGCGUGCAGCUCGUGUGCGCAAUGAAGAAAGGCCUCAGCCUCGCGCAAAGCCUCCCGUUGAGGACGAUUCGAGCUGGACCAGCACACCCGUCACUGGCACCGGAAGUCCAGCAUCGAGCAGAGCGCCCGCUGCUUCAUCUCCAGCAACGACCGGAUCCUCAUACUCAAGCUACCGAACUGCGGAAGAACGGGCGGCAUUCAUCAAGCAGCAAGCGGAGCAGCGCAUGGCUGAGCGUCUGGCUGCACUGGGAAUCAAGGCGCCGUCUAAGAGUGGUGGUGAGACUGCAACACAACGAGCUGAGCGAGAACGAAAGGAGCGGGAAGCCAAGUUGCGACAAGCUGAAGAAGAGGACGCAAGACGCGAGCAGGAGAGAAGGGCAAGAAUUGAUGGCGAAUCGAUCGCGCCACCCUCGCCAGCUGCUACCGCAGGCAAACCAAAGCCUCCACCUCCAGCCCCACGCAAGAACAGGAGUGAAAGUCUUCAAAGUGAUACACAGCACAAAGCUGAGGCACGUCAAGAACGUGAACUUCAACAACAACGUCAAGAAGCUGAAGCUUCACUUCGAGCUCUCGAAGAACAAGUCAAAGCCGGAAAAGCCAAGAAAGCCGAAGAGAAGAAGGCUCGAGAGGCAGCGAAGCGCGAGCAUGCUGAAAAAGAAGCUCGUCUUGCAACCCAAAGAGCUGAGAUUGAGGCUGCCAAAGAACGCGAAAGGCAACUUCGCCUCCAGCUCGAGAGCAUGGACGAUGACGACUCCAGCGAUGAUGAAGUCGAACGGAACAUGCCUGCCGAAAGCACGCCAACACAGAGUACAGAAUUGCCGAAGAUUAAUGAGCCGCCGCCAGCUCCUCCGCUCCCAGAGACAUCAGCGCCACCACCUCCGCCACCGAUGCCUGAGACCGCGACAAGUCCGCCGGCCGUGUCCAGCCCGCCAUCCGAAUCGAAGAAUCCGUUUUUCAAGAGCAUGAACCAGUCAGCGGCCUCUACAUCCAACUUCACGUCGCCAGAAGCUCCUGAGAAGAAGGACACGAAUCCGUUCCAUCGUCUCACUCAGCAAGACCUUGCCAAACAGCAAGCACUUCCUGAACCGUCUGCGGCGCCAAGCAGGACAAGAUCAAAGCCAGCUGACGAGGAUGACUGGUCUGUGCUCGAUUCAAGCGAUGAUGAAAGUGACGACGACGAUAAGCCGCAAGGCGGAAGUGCGAAGCAGCUUGCGUCAAUCCUGUUCGGCACGAUGGCUCCUCCACGACCCUUGUCUGCAAUGGACAGUCCAGUCUCGGGACCAGGAUCGCCGGCCAAUGCAGGCCGCAUCGCCAGUCCUCCGCCUACAAACAGCACGCCAAGUGCACCGCCGCCACCUCCGCCUAUGCCUGGGUCUUUCGACGAACCUCUUGGCGCACCGCCGCCUCCUGGACCUCCUCCACCACCAAGCAUGCCUCCAAGUUCAGGCCCGCCAGCCGGUCUACCUGAUCGUAGUGGUCUCCUCGAACAAAUCCAGCUUGGCAAAGGGCUGAAGAAGGUGCAGACUAAGGAUCGCAGUCAGGCUUCCACUGCUGGGCGAGUCUUGUGAGAUGCUUGGCUUAAAAUGUAAUGGUGUGUAGUGUUCGUAUAUAGACUGAGCAAAGCUGAUAUUACUUCAACCC